AUGGAAGCAGGGAAAGGUCCAGUAUUAGUAACAGGUGGCACAGGAUACAUAGGAUCUUGGUUGAUAUUUAGACUUCUUGAUCAAGGUUACUCGGUGAGAACUACUGUUAGAGCCAACUCAAGGCAUAAGAAAGACCUUAGCUUCCUCAAAAGUCUACCUGGAGCAUCAGAAAGGCUCGAAAUUUUUGACGCGGAUCUCGACAAUCCGAAAAGUUUUGUAGCAGCCAUUGAAGGGUGCACGGGAGUCUUCCAUGUUGCCACUCCACUAGAUUUCGGGAACAAAGAAUCAACGGAAAUAGUGAUCAAAAGAUCUAUAGAUGGGGCAAUAGGGAUCUUACAAGCAAGCCUAGAUUCCAAAACAGUGAAGAAAGUUGUCUACACUUCUAGUUCCGUAACUGUGCUGUUUAAUGGCAAGGACUUAGAUGAAAUGGAUGAGAGUUUUUGGACUGAUAUUGACUACGUUAAUAGUCUCAACUCUCAUGUAUCUUGUUACCUGAUCUCUAAGACCUUAACCGAAAAGGCAAUCCUUAACUUUUCAGAAAAACAUGGCUUGGACGUUGCCACAUUGAUUCUCUGUUAUAUUUCCGGCCCUUUCAUUUGUCCUGAGAUCCCUCGUUCUGUUGUGUCGGUAUUCGAAAUGAUCGUUGGAAACAAGAGUGAAUCUAAUACUCUUACCCGUUUCGAUACGGCGCAUGUGGAUGAUGUUGCUAGAGCUCAAAUUUUCCUAUUUGAAAACCCCAAGGCAAAAGGGCGGUAUAAUUGCUCAGCAAAUAUUAUAGAAGUUGAAAGUACAGCCAAGUUACUUUCUACCAAAUACCCGGGACUUAAGUUUCCUUGUAAAGGUUCUCAAAUUAUAAUGAAAGCCGAUUGGCCAUCCCUCUCGUCAAAGAAGCUAAUAGAGUCAGGUUUCCAAUACAAGUAUGGAGUUGAAGAAAUGUUUGAUGAUGCAGUCAAAUCCUCUAAAGAAAAGGGGUAUCUAUAG
Molecule: messenger RNA, 981 nt
Organism: Morus notabilis
Lineage: Eukaryota; Viridiplantae; Streptophyta; Magnoliopsida; Rosales; Moraceae
Product: vestitone reductase
Exons: 4
Coding region: 1-981 (326 amino acids)
Molecular function (GO): oxidoreductase activity, acting on the CH-OH group of donors, NAD or NADP as acceptor
Source: RefSeq, a predicted model, not a curated record